AUGGCGGAGGGCACGUUAAAGGGGGUGGAAGAGAGGUUGAGAGAGGUUAUGAGAGAAGACUCUGAGCGGCGGAACAGGGGUAGACUGCAGGACGAGGAGCGGAGGCAGAAGGCCACGAGGAAGGAAGUAGACGCCGCAGAGAGGCGGAAGAAGGAACAACAGCAGGAGGAAGAGCAUCGGCAGAAGGAGAUGAGAGAGGGAAUGAAGGAGAUGAAGGAGGCGAUGAUGGAGAUGAAGGCAAAAAUGAAGGAGAUGAAGGAUGGGAUGGUAAACCAGAUUGUGGGGAGGUUGAGCGCGGUUUUGCGAGAAGAAUCCGAGCGGCAGAAGAAGGCGAGGCAAGAGGACGAGGAGCGGCGACAACAGCAGGACGCGAAGAGGAAACAAGUGGCGGACGACGAGGAGAGACAGAAGAAGAAACAACUGGACGAGCAAUGGCGGAAGGCGGAGGAGGAGAAGAGGAAGGAUGUAGAGGCCACAGAGCGGCAGAGGAAGAAGAAACAUCAGGAGGAAGAGCGACGGCAGAAGGAGGUGGAGGCGGGAAUGAAGGAAGUGAUGGAGGCUGUGAAGGAGAUGAAGACGGGGAUGAAGGGGUGGAAGGAGGGGAUGCUAAGUGAGGUGGAAAAGCGGCUGUCAGUAAAUCUGAGAUUGGAUGCAGAGUGGCGGCAAAAGGAGGAGCAGGGUAGGAAGGCAACGGAGGGAGAUCGGCGACAGAAGGAGGAUGCGCAGAGGAAGGAGGCUGAGGAGGACGAUCGGGAGGAAAGGGAGAAACAACAGGAGAAGGAGCACCAGCAAAAUGAGGAGGCGCAGAGGAAGGAGGCAGAGGAAGCAGAGCGGAAGGAGGAGAGGCAGAGGAAGGAGGCAGAGGAGGUAGAGUGGCAGCAGAGGGCGAAACAGCAGGAAUUGGACCGCCUGCAGAAGGAGGAGGCGCAGAAGAAGGAGGCAGAGGAGGCCGAGCGGCAGCAACGGGCGAAACAGCAGGAGAUGGAGCGCCUGCAGAAGGAGGAGGCGCAGAAGAAGGAGGCAGAGGAGGCCGAGCGGCGGCAGAGGGCGAAACAGCAGGAGAUGGAGCGCCUGCAGAAGGCGGAGCAGUGCCGAGCAGAGAAGAGGGCCAGACUUGCAUCCUACGCAGAACAGCAGCGGCAACUGGAGGCAAAGACAAAGGCGAUGGAUGAAGAGACGGAACGAUUGGCAAGGGAGAUGGAAGAGGAGGAUUUGACCAUGCAGGGGGAGGGGACCUGGAAGGGAGUCGAGGAGGAAAUAGCUGAGGGCCUGGGGAGUUUGCUGUUGAUUGAGAGCGGGGAGGCGAAUGUAGCAGAGGGCGUGGCUAUUGUUCCCGGACAGAACGUAGAGGUGUCCAGGAGGCGGCCUAGACAGGAGGACAGGGAGCCGGAGGGUCAUGCGGCUAAGAGACGGCGUGCAGCUGGUAUACAGGAGUUGAUACCGAUAAUCCCAAGGGAAAAGAAAGGGAUGAAGAUUGACAAGUGUGACAACAGGAAAAACGCCGUAGUGGACGACAAGGGUAAGACUUUGGGUGUCUGCCUGCCGUUCAGGGGAAGCAGGUUCUCUCAACAGGGCGAGGGAGCAUUGCAGAAGUGGACGUCUGAGCAGACCGUCGGCGGCCGGAAGCGGAACCUCGGUUCUCACAAUACGGUGUGGGAGAGGGCAUACACGGUCGCAGUCUACUGGAAGUUCUACUUCCCGGAUAUUGACAUGCAGGCAUAUGGCAUGAAUCGAAACCGUAUUAACAAGUGGCGGGAAGACCUCGACUUCACAACGUGGCUUCCAACAGGGGUGUGGAGCGUCAUCAACGAGCUCCACCUGGAUAAACCGGACGGAUUCUCACUCGUUCAAACCAACACGGCUCUUUGGCAGCAGCAGGGGGAUGGAUUUCAGGUAGCUGCCUGCGCUGGUGUCGGAAUAACUGCGUCGCAGAAGAUGACCCAGUGGGAGAGGGGCGCAACAUCAGCUACACGUGGAACUUCUACGGCCAUAGCAUCUUCUGCUGCCAGAUCGUCCACUGCUGCCACCGCCUCGUCGGCUGCCUCGUCAUCUUCUGCGGCCGAUGUGUCCUCUGCCAUCCUUGAUGCCCUUGCGACGCUUGCAGCCUCGGUUGCUUGCGUUGCGAUUGAGGCGAUGAGGUCGGUCAAGGAUCAGGAGCAUGACAAGGAAGCGUGGAUUCUGCCCCUGUCGGAUGCGCUGCUGAAAGCGCUCCCGGCAGAGUCGCGAGCGGCCGGGGAUACGAAGCGGAUGACAAGGGUGGUGGCAAAGGUGGUGACCUCUUGGUGCCUAUGCAGCAUGGCAUCAAGAGGCCUUCGCCAGCACCAGGGCGUCUGCCUCGGAGUCCAGCAGAAGAAGUUGGGCGGCCGAGAUACCACAACAGGGGCGGAUAAGGAGAAGAAAACCAAGAAAUCGUCCGCGAAGGGGAACGCGACGAAGGAUGCGUCGACGGAGGAGAACACCGGCACUGGCGGCCAGGAGUGA
Messenger RNA from Closterium sp. NIES-65, 2481 nucleotides. The record is from the annotation of a GenBank genome assembly. Lineage: Eukaryota; Viridiplantae; Streptophyta; Zygnematophyceae; Desmidiales; Closteriaceae.